AUGAAGUUCCAAGCCGCUAUUGCCUUACUUGCUGUCGCCUCUAUGGCCAACGCUUUAUCUGAAGCUCAAACCGCUGAAUUAAACGCCAUUCUUUCAGAUGUCCAAAACCAUUUAUCUGAUUACAUGGGUCUAGCUACCUCUGGUCAAAUCUCUCUAUCUGACUUACCAGCUGGUGUUCUAAACCUAGGUAUGGCUAUUGCUGAAGGUAAAGAAACCAGUGCUCUAUACGAUAGUGUCGACAUGGCUGCUGUCGAAACUUGGUUACCAGCUCUACCAUGGUACUCUUCCAGAUUAUCUUCUGAAAUUGACGCUGCUUUGUACACCAUCACUCACACCUCUGCCGCUGCUACCACCUCCUCUACUGCUGCUGGUACCACUACCACCCCAGCUGCUUCCAAGGCCUCCUCUGCCGCCGCUGCCACCUCUUCUGCCGCUGCUGCCACUUCCUCCGCCGCUGCUGGUACUACUACCACCCCAGCUGCUUCCUCUGCUGCUUCCUCUGCUGCUUCCUCUGCUGCCGUCGUUGCUUCUUCCUCCGCUGCCGCUACCACUGAAGCUGUUGUCUCCUCUGCUGUUGCCAACAAUUCCACCUCCAGUGCCAUCAGCUCUGCUGUUGUCGGUGGUAACACUACUAUCACUGCUACUUCUACCAGAAUGCACACCAGUACCAUCUGUACCGAAAACUGUCCAAUCACCUCUUCUACUGGUGCCUCAGCUUUCCAAAACACUACUACCACUGUCACCGAAUGUGAUGAAGUCUGUCACGCUUCCAAGUCUGCUGCUAUGACUACCAUCUCUUCCUUGACUACUGUCACCUCUACCCACUGUGACGAAGUCUGCCACUCUUCCAAGACCGCUGCUGCUUCUGCUGCUGCCAACGGUAAGACCACCGUCACUCAACUAUCUACCAUCUCUGCUGCUUCCACUGCUCAUGGUGUCAACGUCCAAACCGAAAACAAUGCCGCCAAGAAGGUUGCUGGUCUAUCUGCUGCUGUUUUAGGUGCUGUUGCCUUAUUGUUAUAA
Messenger RNA from Maudiozyma saulgeensis, 1023 nucleotides. The record is from the annotation of a GenBank genome assembly. NCBI's taxonomy places the organism in Eukaryota, Fungi, Ascomycota, Saccharomycetes, Saccharomycetales, Saccharomycetaceae.